CGCAUCGCUUGUCUGCUCGCUGAAGGAGACGGGAGUCCGUUUAGGACAGUUUCCAGGCUGCCGUCUGUCCGAGCGGAGCGGGGAGGAGCCAUGUCGGCCCAGGGAUGCAACAGGAUUUGGGGACGCGGAAGGAAACGCAAGGCCACCUAGCGGGCUUUGUCUGGGAUCCUGGCAGGUUCGCGAGCCGGGUUUCCGACGCGAAGCCGACCCAAGCCCGUCUCGCACUUCUGGGAAGGGGCAGGCGGUGACUCAGAUUACACCGGCCCCGAUCUGCCCUCCCCGCAGCCGCUCAAUUGUAGCUUUAAAAGGAAGUGACAUGGGGUGGGGAGAGGCGUCAGCUGAGGACCACUUUUUUUUCCCCUUCCCUCCGAAGGGUCCACCCCAUGGGUGGAGUCUCGCCUUUUCUUCCCAGCGUUGGCUGACUUACAGCUCCUCUAAAGUAGUGGCAAUCCCUGCGCCCCAGCCUGCGCCCCUUCAGCGCCUCCUCUCCAAGUCCAUGCGUCCAGGGCUGCCAGGAAGGAGGUUGGUGCCGCUCGCGUGCUAUUUCCAGGCGACUUCACCUCUGGGCGUGGCGGAUUUCUGUCCCUCUUUCUGUCACGGUUAUUCUCUCCUUGGCUGGAUUUCAUGAGACCCUUUGGAAGGGGUAGACACGUUCCUGAGUCCUGGAUCCUUUUUCCCUCUGGAAAUAUUCUACGGCGGGUCUUUAUUAUUUUGAAUAAAAGCAACCACCCAUCAUGGACCUCAUCGGGUUGCUGAAGUCCCAGUUCCUGUGCCAUCUUGUCUUCUGUUACGUAUUUAUCGCCUCGGGGCUCAUAAUAAACACCAUUCAGCUCUUCACUCUCCUUCUUUGGCCAAUUAACAAGCAGCUCUUCAGGAAGAUCAACUGCCGCCUGUCUUACUGCAUCUCCAGCCAGCUGGUGAUGCUGCUGGAGUGGUGGUCGGGCACCGAGUGUAUCAUCCACACGGACCCCCAGGCCUACCCCCAGUUUGGGAAAGAAAACGCCAUCGUGGUCCUGAACCAUAAGUUCGAGAUCGACUUUCUCUGCGGCUGGAGCCUGGCCGAGCGCUUUGGGGUUUUGGGGGGCUCCAAGGUGCUGGCCAAGAAGGAGCUGGCCUACGUGCCCAUCAUCGGCUGGAUGUGGUACUUCACGGAGAUGGUCUUCUGCACACGCAAGUGGGAGCAGGACCGCAAGACCGUCUCCAGGAGCCUGCUGCACCUCCGCGAUUACCCCGAGAAGUACUUUUUCCUGAUUCACUGUGAGGGCACGCGGUUCACGGAGAAGAAGCACCAGAUCAGCAUGCAGGUGGCCCAGGCCAAGGGGCUGCCCAGCCUCAAGUACCACCUGCUGCCACGCACUAAGGGCUUCGCCGUCACCGUGAGGAGUUUGAGAAAUGUAGUUUCAGCUGUAUAUGACUGUACACUCAAUUUCAGAAAUAAUGAAAAUCCAACAUUGCUGGGAGUCCUAAAUGGAAAGAAAUACCACGCCGAUUUAUAUGUGAGGCGGAUUCCUCUAGAAGAGGUCCCAGAGGAUGAGGACGAGUGUUCAGCCUGGCUCCACAAGCUGUACCAGGAGAAGGACGCCUUCCAGGAGGAGUACUACAGGACGGGCACCUUCCCGGAGACGCCCAUGGUGCCCCCGCGCCGGCCCUGGACGCUGCUGAACUGGUUGUUCUGGGCCUCGCUGCUGCUGUACCCUUUCUUCCGGUUCCUUGUCAACAUGGUCAGCAGCGGGUCUUCCCUGACACUGGCCAGCUUUGUCCUGGUCUUCUUUGUGGCCUCCAUGGGCGUUCGAUGGAUGAUUGGUGUGACAGAAAUUGACAAGGGCUCUGCCUACGGCAACGUGGACAGCAAGCAGAAAAAGAGCGACUGACCCAGGACACGUGCCGUCCAAAGGGGACCUUGGGGCACUGGUGGACGCUGCCUAUCAUCCUUGCUGGGACCCAGUGACGAAGCUGGGUGAGCCCCUGCUGGGAACGCCGGGAGUCUGGGCUCAACACCUGGAUGGGGAGGAAGAUGAGCUUCCAUCUUUUCUUCCCUCUGCUUUGGUGGGUUUCAGUUCUCCUCGUGUGAGUGUGAGAGAGAGAGAGAGCGCGAGUGUGCGUGCGUGCGUGUACGUGUGUGUGUGUGUGUGUGUGUGUGUGAGAGGGAGAGAAAGAACACACAGACGUGAGAACGACAUGUUGCUGAGUGUGAGCCUUGUCCGUGACCAUUCGGAGGGUGUGAGGUGCAGGGGGCGGGCAGGGAUGGGGCGCAAGGGGGAGUGUCCCCUUUCAUCCUUUGGUGCUGUUUUCUGUAACCCUGAUUGCCAGAGACAGAGUGAAAGGCGCUGUAGGUAAAAUGAAUAAAUUAUGCCUCCAAAAACAAGUUGGUUUUGUUCCUCUGCGGUGUUUACUCAGACCACUCGCCCCUCCAUUCCGCCCCCACCGCAUCUGGUGUUCCUUGCCCCAGUGAGCCAGAUGGUGCUCUCUCGGGGACUGGGGGAGAAGGAUGCGGCAUGGCGAUGGCAGUUCCUGGGGGGUGCAUGUGCCGCCCCGAUGACCACUCCCAGCAGCAGACACGAUGCAGGGCCCGUGAGCAUUUGUUUAAGGAAGACGGCAGGUGCUGAGUGCAUCUGUGUGACACAGCGACAACUUAAGGCUGCUUUGGUUUUCCCAAUCUCCCUGCAGUGGAGUCUGCCUGGCCUACAUGGUAAAGGGGUGCCCAACUCCCUGAAGAAACUGAUCUUGAAACUGAAUGUAUAAAUGAAGGUUGGCCAUUCUGUCACAGUCUGAGAGAUGAUUUUUCAUCCUCUGUUGAUCUCAGUAGCAAGUGGAAACUGGGUCCCCCAAACAAUGCAGAAUCACUUUAUAAAACCACCACGCAGGGUCAGACGCGCAAACGCCGGGACACAAGGAGCCACUGGGCUUCUGCUUUCCUUCUGGAAGCCCAGAGCUUUGUGCCACAGGUCUGCUCCUUGGCAUUUGGCCUUCGGAGAAUGGGCCCCACAAAGGACUUCUGCAAACUGCUGCCAAUCAACAGACGCCAAAUGCAAAACCAUGAAGGGAGAAAGGCAGUUAUAUUUCCAGGGAACGGUUUCGGGCUGGACACUACGUCCUCUCAGGCCUAGACGCGCUGGCAUCUGGGCUCACGGCAUUUGCAGGCACGAGUGCUGAACAGGCCACGCCUUCCUCCCGCGUAGCACGUGUGCCCACGCAGGCCAGUCUGCUGUGGCCGUAUAAGGGGUGGACUUGGACGAGCCGUACGUAAGGCACAUUCGAUUCAGAAUCAUGCUCUCCUGUUUGCGCACUUACUUAGCCAUUGAGUGUUUACCAAGCACAACCCAACUGGAGACGCCAGGGAGUGAUGGGAGAACUCGAGAGAGGCUCUCUGCUUCGAUACACGACAGUCGUGUCACUGAUCCAAAUCCCAGACGUGAAAGGGGAACAGCUUCUGGCUCGGAGUGGGAACGGAGUAUCGUGAGGCCAAGGCCUGAGUUGCUACCCACCAGCGUCCCUGAGCGCAGGGGUGAUGGCUGUGCAUUUGACACCCUGCAUCAGGCCGUGUGCCGGUUUCAAAGGCAGCCUUCCCACAAGGCACACAGGACAGAUUCGCGGGCAUAAGGCCGGCACAAUCGCCUCAGGCACGAGAGGGGCCAGUGGAGCAGCGCAGGUGGGAGUUUCUGUGUGUCGGCCGCACCCGGUGUGGGGGCCGCCCUCCGCCAGGGACCUGAGUGGAACGGUUGGCAAUUUCGGGCCUGCUCUGAGCUGCAGUUCACCUCACGGAAUUCUGCAGUUGACUCACUAUAAGACCUUGGCCAAGCCGUUGUACCUCUGAAGUCCCAGUGUCCCGUCUAUAAAGUGGGGAUAACACCUACCGUAUUUCCCCAUGUAUAAGACGCUCCCAUGUAUAAGACGCACCUUAA
This is a messenger RNA of Hipposideros armiger (great roundleaf bat), 3902 nucleotides long. It is a transcript of the gene AGPAT4, whose product is annotated as 1-acylglycerol-3-phosphate O-acyltransferase 4. The coding region runs from base 735 to 1871 and encodes 378 amino acids. Lineage: Eukaryota; Metazoa; Chordata; Mammalia; Chiroptera; Hipposideridae. Gene Ontology annotation, cellular component: mitochondrial outer membrane; endomembrane system. The record is from RefSeq and is a predicted model, not a curated record. The transcript is spliced from 9 exons. Gene Ontology annotation, molecular function: 1-acylglycerol-3-phosphate O-acyltransferase activity.